GGAAUGGUUGAACUCCCCUGGUUUUACAGAUGACGUGGCGAAUUGGGAGCCGUUGGUGAUGGUCCAAACGUGGUUCGCUUUAAGAGCAUUCAUUUAUUCUUUCUUCUUUUUUUUCGUUUCCUAAUUUUCUAAUCUUUUUGAACGUGGGGUCCAAGGGGGCUCGUGGAUACCACAUCCAUAUGUUGUAAGACGUGGCCACCAAAUCCACUACAGGAGGGCCGAACAAACCCACUGCCGCCUAAGAUCCAAAUCAUUGAACUUUUGGGCCGAAGUGGGUUCAAGAGUUCUAGAAUCUGGGCCAAACAAAUCCGGCCCGGUUGAAAAUUUCCAUUGGGAGCAGUAAUAACAAAUUAAAAACUAACAAAGUAAAGUUAGGAUGGGGAUAGAAAUAAUUUUUGAAUUGUUAUGGUAAUAGAGUUGUUACGUGCAUGGCAUUGGGGGAUUAAGAUUUAAGAAUCACCAUUCAUUUAUACCCGCCAUUUGUCUAAAUGUCUAUCUAUGGUCUUCCCUUAAUACUCGCUCUCUUUCAUUUUCUCUUUUUCUCAAUUUUUUUUUUUUUUAAAUUUUGACUUUAUUCGUUUCUCUUUCUCUCAUUUGUUUUCUUAAUUCUUUGAAUUAAUCUCCCCCAUUUUCCUUGCUGGGAAUUUAGCUCCUGCGACAUUUUUUAUAAUGGCAUCGCAGCAGGAUAAGGCUAGGCCAUUGCCCAAGUUUGGAGAUUGGGAUGUGAAUAAUCCUGCCUCGGCUGAAGGAUUCACUGUGAUAUUUAGCAAAGCUAGAGAUGAGAGGAAAUCAAAUUCGGAUUCUGGUGGGAAAGGCACAGCACAAAGGAAUAAUAAUCUAUCCACUAAACAACCAGAAGGAGCUUAUGAAGACCUACCCAUGAAGAAAUGGUUUUGCUGUUUCUGAAACUCCAUUUGGGAAUAUUAAUGGUGCAUGUAGAAACCAGUAUAUGGUGUUUGAUCAUAAUCCAUCAGCAGCAGGGAAUAUGCGGCGGUUUGGUUAAUCUCUUAAACAUGAUUUUCUUAUUCAAAACCCUUUCCAUCUUCUCCCUACUUCUCCUAUCCUUGUUGUAAUUUGUAGGAAGAAUGAGAGACGGUAUAUGAACAUAGGACAUAAAUAUUGUUCAUACUAUGUAUGCAUGUACUUAAAAUUGUUUAGAAUCUCUUUAGUACUCUGGAUUACUUAUUUGUCAAUAUUAGAAAGUGGCAUUGUCUCC
This is a messenger RNA of Ziziphus jujuba (common jujube), 1216 nucleotides long. Its product is annotated as protein NOI4. Lineage: Eukaryota; Viridiplantae; Streptophyta; Magnoliopsida; Rosales; Rhamnaceae. The record is from RefSeq and is a predicted model, not a curated record. The transcript has 3 exons. The coding region runs from base 670 to 906 and encodes 78 amino acids.